Messenger RNA from Morchella importuna, 1320 nucleotides. RefSeq lists its product as uncharacterized. Bases 1 to 1320 code for a protein of 439 amino acids. The transcript is spliced from 2 exons. Lineage: Eukaryota; Fungi; Ascomycota; Pezizomycetes; Pezizales; Morchellaceae. The record is from RefSeq and is a predicted model, not a curated record.
AUGACUCAAGCAAGCAAAGCGAAGAUGACUUUAGGUCUACUCAACCUACCUAAAGUAUACACCAGCAUCCGCAACAGCCUAGAGGCGGAAAUGCAAAAUGUGGGUUGUGUCAAUAAAAGCACGUCCGGUAUGGCUGCGUUCAAUGCCCUAUGCCUUUACUUGAUGAACUUGCCCUCCCUCAACGGUUUUCUGCCAAUUUGGACUGGGGGUGACUCCGAUGCCCGUAGAGCACUGGCGAGUGCUCUACAGUGGCUCAUCGCAGAUCUUGGUAUGAAGGAUAGGUUAUCAAGGGGACAGGGAGACCGUCAGUUCAAAGAGGCUGCCGGUGAUAGUGAUGAUGAUGAUGACGGCGGUGGUCAGGCAGCCGGAAGACGCUCUCGCAAAGGGAAAGAGCGUGCAGUACCUCCGGAACUCGUGCGACCUUCCAUAAUGGUUACCGUGGUGGACCCCGAUGCUCUAGGGGCAUUCUUUAUGCUCGUCCCACCACCUACUUAUGACUGGAAUGAUCCCCUGAACGAACCUUCGUUCAUCGGAAUUUUGACCAAGAUAACUUUCCCCGAGCUAUGCAACUUGAUCCUGAAGCACACCGCACCCGGCAGAGCAGUCAGGACAAUCUGGGGGCAAUUGAGAAUGUCCCCCCGGCAGCUGUUCCUCCCGUUCGGCCGGUGGAGAGCAGGCGCGGGUGCUAACCUGGGUGGUGCGGAAUCUCCCCCGUUGAACCCGGCUUUCCCUCACGUUGAGGAAGAUGAUUAUAGCAUGAUCGAUAUUCCUGCAGAGGAUUCGGAUUACGAGGAGGGAAAGCACCGGAUAAAUGCCAAAGGACUGAGGGUAUAUAUGCCUAGAACUGAUGCCAGUAAUCAAAGGCUAAUUCAGACUCUUGUUAGGCGUCGCGAUAGACAGCAGGAUGCUAUCGACGAUUUAGACCCCAAAUACGUUAGGAAGUAUCCUUUGGGUGUCGGGGUUGCUGACCCAAACUUCUUACAGAGGACGAUCUGGACACCUGCCGUGAUAGUAGCCAAGAGAGCUGCUGACGCACUCGCGGCUGCUGGUGCUGGAGGUGGUGGUGGUGGUGGUGGUGGUGGUGGUGGUGGUGGUCUAGGACCUCCACCGCCUCCGGGUGGACCUCCUCCUCCUCCGGGCGGCGGUGGUGGUGGAGGACCAGCUGGAGGCGGUGGUGGUGGUGGUGGUGGGCCAGCUGGAGGCGGUGGUGAUGGUGGUGGUGGGCCAGCUGGAGGCGGUGGUGAUGGUGGUGGUGGGCCAGCUGGAGGCGGUGGUGAUGGUGGUGGUGGUGAUGGUGGUGAUGGUGGUGGGCAUCAUUAG